Messenger RNA from Pelobates cultripes (western spadefoot toad), 179 nucleotides. NCBI's taxonomy places the organism in Eukaryota, Metazoa, Chordata, Amphibia, Anura, Pelobatidae. The record is from the annotation of a GenBank genome assembly.
AGGUGAGAAUGAAUCUGGUAUUGAAAAGAAGGCAAAGAGUGAUACAUUUGUAAAACCAUGGGUUCCUUUCCAUGAAAUUAAAGAUGAAAGAGAUUGGUUACAGGAAGAAUUGAACAAGGUGAAAUAUGAAUUGGAUAAGAUCAAGAGGGCAGAGUUUAGGGUGGCUACUGUGGAAGACA